This is a messenger RNA of Drosophila gunungcola (fruit fly), 2197 nucleotides long. RefSeq lists its product as uncharacterized. Gene Ontology annotation, molecular function: RNA uridylyltransferase activity. NCBI's taxonomy places the organism in Eukaryota, Metazoa, Arthropoda, Insecta, Diptera, Drosophilidae. The record is from RefSeq and is a predicted model, not a curated record.
AUGCCGGCUCCUGGCUCGGAAAUUACUCCUCCGCCUGGGGAUGGUGGCGAUAAUGUGGUGCUGUGCAUGGUCUGCGCCGCGCCCUUCCAGAACAUGCAGGAUUGCCUGGCCCACGAGCUGCUGAAGCACGCAAACAAGCCGCAAAAACAAAUGCGGCAGCGACUGAACGCCAUAACCAAGCUGUUCACCAGCGCACAAGCCCAAACCGAGCGCAAUGAGCUCCGGGAAGCGCUUGACAAGUCACCACACGGUGGCCACCUACGCACGGUGUUGGACUUCUACGCCAGUGAUCUUCGAAAAAUGGAGGCCUGCUUCGGGCACGUCCGUAACUGCAUUGAAAAGGAGAUGAGGGGCAGGGUUAGGGUGUUUCCCUUUGGUUCACUGGUCACUGGUUUGGCCCUGAAGGAAAGCGACAUAGAUUUGUACCUGCAGCCCUGCGGAGAGCAGCCACAUAUGUUUCACAAGCAGCUGUACAACAAGGUCUCAUACUUUUUACGGCGCUCCAAAUGCUUCGAGGAUAUCUGCACCAUCCGUCAUGCCCGUGUGCCCAUCAUUCGAUGCAAGCAUCAGCUUACCGGACUUAACAUAGACAUCAAUAUGUCCAAUCCGAAUAGCACAUACAAUUCGCGAUUUGUCGGCGAACUCAUGUUCCGAGACGAGCGGCUCCGAGAGCUCGGUCUGUUCCUGAAGAUCUGGGCUAAGAAGCUAAAGUUAAUUGGUCACGGCAGCAUGACCAGCUAUUGCCUGAUCACCAUGAUCAUCGUCAACUUGCAAGUGCAUCAAAUGCUGCCUUCCGUCAAGCAGCUGCAGUCGCUCUGCCCACCGGUUAAUAUGUGUGGCGUUAACUACGCCUAUAGCUUGGCUACGCCACCAAUUCCAUCUCGGAUGUCCCCGCUGGAGCUGAUGAAAAAUUUCUUUGUAUACUACAGUACCGUUAACUUUGAGAAGAGUGUUUUAAGUCCAUUUUUAGGCAGCUGCCUGGACAAGGAGACUACGCUGGGCAUGCCUGGAGGAUUUCCAGAGUACGACGAGCAGAUGCAGCUCAUGCAAGAUGCGACGGGUGAAACCCCAGAAGCAUUUCAGCUAGAGCGGCCUAUGUGCGUACAGGAUCCCUUCGAGUUGCAGCACAACGUGGCCAAGUCAGUGUCCCAAUCGAAUCUCUGUUACAUCAGACAAUGCGUAAUUCUGGCAGCUCAAGCAUGCAGCGAUCAGGAACUUACUUCACAGCCAGAGAAGCUAUAUGACUACCUAUUAUUUGGCUUGGCAGACAAGCUAGUGGCUGACAGGUUAGUGGCGGACAAAAAGGGGGAGAGGGCCACUCCACGAAAGCAACAGAAAAUGGAAGUUAUCCAGACGCAGGAGCCUGUCUGUGAGUCAAAAGAAACCAAUAUUGAGACGGGCGGGAUAUAUAAUGUCCCGCCCAUUGUGCGAUCGCAUGUGAUCACGCCAACCACAAACGAUCUCAAAUGCUUGCGCAACGCUGUGCUGAGCCGUAAUAAAUUAGAUGAGAGCCGACCGAUAUACUACUACUGGUUGGCAUGCUAUGUGAACACCAUUAAGGACGUGCUUACCCAGCUUUAUGCUUUAAAUAUCGAGCUGAAGGAUUCGGAGGAACCCGGAUACUACAAGUGGCUGAUCAGUAUAUCCUACGACACUUGGACAGGCCGUUCUUUCCAGCGUGGAGCGGGUCAAUCCUUCUUUGCCCACCAGCUGCAGCAAACAAUCGAGUUUUCAAAGACCCGAAUGUGCAAUCCACAAUAUGCGGUCAAUCUGCGUGGCUACUUCUCGUUGCUGGCCAGUGAGGAUUACAAGGAGCUGCGCCUGGAUGUCCAGCCACUGCCGGGAGAUCUCCUCGGACUGCAGCGUAAUAGUCCGCUUACUAAGCUAUUCAAGGCGUUCAAGAAUUUGCUUGGCAACUACAGCUUCAAGGAGAAGGCCAGUACCUGGGAGUUCUGCGCCAAAUCUGACCAAAACUGACUACAUUACGUUGUAAUGUCUUUUAUGUACAUACAAUACUAUUAGAUAUCAAUGCCAAAUUGAUUAGACGCUUCAAUUACUCGACCCUUUAUUUCAAACAGAAUUAUUAUUUCAAGUUAUAAUAUCACUAUGAGUUAAACACAUAUAUAUCUCAAAUCAUAAGUGUAAUGUUUAGUAGUUAAGCGAUUAACUAUAUAUAAAGAGAUGACUAAACUAAUUA